UAUUGUCUUGUCAAAUUAUAACAUAUUGGCUUUGUUCUAAAUUUUCUGACAAUAAAUUGCCCAAUUAUAACUUUACAGGGGAAUAUAUAUAUAUAUAUAUAUAUAUAUUAAUGGCGCUGCUUGGGAUUGCACUGGUUCUGUCAGCAGUAUCAAUCAUUCACAACCAAAUAGCCCAUGUGGCAGCAACCGAGAUAGGCAUUAACUAUGGAUUGCUAGGAAACGACCUCCCUCCUCCACCCGAAGUGGUCCAACUCUACAAAAGCGUCAACAUUAACAAAGUCAGGCUCUUCGAUCCCAACGCACCAGCACUCAACGCCCUCAGAGGUAGCAACAUCAGUGUCAUUGUUGGUAUCCGGAACGAAGACUUAGCCGGCUUAGCAGCGAGCCAGGACGCUGUCAACGCCUGGGUCGCAACCAACAUAGAGCCUUACCUCGUCGACACCCUUAUCACAUACAUCACAGUAGGCAAUGAGGUUAUCCCUGGUGCUAUCGGACCCAAUGUUCUGCCUGUCAUGCAGUUAUUAAGAACCACUCUCCAAACUAAGAACUUGCUUGGAAUCAAGGUUUCCACUGUGCUACCUGCCAAUGUUUUGGGUGUUUCUUUUCCUCCUUCAGCUGGAGCUUUCACCCCCGAGACAGCACCUAUCUUGAGAGGCAUUCUCGAAUUCUUAACGGCUCAAGGAUGGCCUCUCAUGAUCAAUGUCUAUCCCUACUUUGCCUAUGCUGCUGACCCUGUUAAUGUCCGCUUGGACUAUGCCCAAUUCACUGCCACCGGUGUUGUGGUUCAGGACGGUCCUUUUGGCUACACGAACCUGUUUGAUGCCAUUGUUGAUGCUUUCAUUUCGGCAAUGGAGAAAGAAAAUGGUGGCAAUGUAAGUGUUGUGGUGUCAGAAACCGGCUGGCCUUCUGCUGGGAAUGGCGAAUUUACGACACCGGCGCUUGCAGGAACUUAUAAUGGGAAUUUGAUCAAACACAUUGAGGCCAAAGUUGGGACACCAAAAAGACCAGGGGCUUUUAUAGAUUCGUAUAUCUUCGCAACUUUCAAUGAGAAUCAGAAACCCCCUGGCGUGGAGCAGAAUUUUGGCCUCUUCUUUCCUUCCAAGGCCCCUGUAUAUCCUAUUUUCUAAGUUAAAAAUAGGGGCAGAGAGGAAAAAUACUGCCAGUAUUUCUGUUACAAAUUAAGAUUAGAUAAUCUAUCAAUUUAUGUAAUAAAUUAAAGCAAACUAAAAGAUUGCUAAGCUAAACACAUUAGAGGCAGUGGCCUGGCGCUUUUUUUUUGUUGUCAUUAAUAAAGCAGUGGGCUGGUUGGGUGUGGGAUUUUGUAACUCCAAAUAUAUUAUUAAUUGCUAAUAUCAAAAACAGAGAUAUACGAAUUUCGGGUUGCUACAUGCAGAGAUUGUUUCUUUCUUAUAUGUUUCAGGCUCUAAAAUAACAGGGCCUAAAUACUCCAGUGUUUGACUAAUUGACUAGUCCGAUUAAAUUAGGGGAAGACCUACACGGUUACGAGACAAACAUAUACAUAG
Messenger RNA from Ziziphus jujuba (common jujube), 1523 nucleotides. Its product is annotated as probable glucan endo-1,3-beta-glucosidase BG4. Gene Ontology annotation, biological process: carbohydrate metabolic process. Bases 111 to 1127 code for a protein of 338 amino acids. Gene Ontology annotation, molecular function: hydrolase activity, hydrolyzing O-glycosyl compounds. The record is from RefSeq and is a predicted model, not a curated record. Gene Ontology annotation, cellular component: plasma membrane. Lineage: Eukaryota; Viridiplantae; Streptophyta; Magnoliopsida; Rosales; Rhamnaceae. The transcript has a single exon.